AUGCCCGGGGUAGCUUGGCUGUUUUACUCCAUGCUGGUGCUGCUCCUGCUGGCCCUGCUGGGGGCUGCUCUGUUCUUCUGGCAGCAUACUCCAGCAAGGAACAAGAUCCCCAGGGCACAGAGGCGUAGAGUGGUAGCUUUGCAGCAGAUGGAGGCACUGGCAAAGCGUCUCCGGCAGCAGGAGCCAUCCCUGGACCCCAAGCCCAUCCUGGAGCUGCCCCUGGAGACACUGGUCCAGAAGCUGCAGGAUGAAGAACUCAGUGUGGAGAGCGUCCUGUGUAGCUACUUAGAGGAGGCACUGAAGGUACACCAGGAGGUGAAUUGCCUGACGGAUUUCCUGGGUGAGUGUGAGGAGCAACUACAGGCAUUGAAGAAGCUUAGGAAGACUGAGAGAGGCCUUCUUUAUGGGGUCCCUGUCAGCCUCAAGGACCCCUAUGACUGCAAGGGCCAUGAUUCUACAUGUGGUCUGACCCAGUUCCUGGAGAAGCCAGCAGCCAAGGAUGGGGUCAUUGUGCAAGUGCUCAAGGCUCAAGGAGCUAUUCCCUUUGUUAAGACCAACAUCCCUCAGACACUGUACAGUUUUGAUUGCAGCAACCCCAUCUAUGGACAGACUCUGAACCCUCUGAACUUAAAGAAGACACCAGGGGGCUCCUCAGGGGGUGAGGGAGCCCUGCUGGCAAAAGGAGGUUCCAUCCUGGGCAUGGGUACUGACACUGCUGGCAGCAUCCGCGUACCAGCCAGCUUUUGUGGUAUCUGUGGCCUCAGGACCACAGGAUACCGCCUCAGCUUCUCUGGAGUUUCCAGUGCUGUCAAAGGCAAGAAAUCAGUGACUACAGUGGCUGGCCCCAUGGCCCGGGAUGUGGAGAGCCUGGCUCUGUGUCUGCGAGCCCUGCUAAGUGAAGACAUGCACCGACUGGACCCUACUGUGCCUUUUAUGCCCUUCAGGGAGGAGGUAUACUCCAGUAACCAGCGCCUUCGAAUUGGCUUCUGUGAAACAGAUGGCUUCACCCAGCCAUCUCCUAGCAUGGCCAGGGCUGUGAGGCUCACCUCCAGGCUGCUCCAGGAUGCGGGACAUCAGGUAGGCUUGCUUACCCCUGGAUGGGGAAGGAAGCCAGACUGGCGAGGAGACUGGGCUGGGCCAUUCUUGGAGAGAAAGGAAGUUAUAUCUGAGUUUGAGCUGCUAACAUCACUUGAGGGGGACAUUGUGGACCCCUGCAUAAAGGGAAUGGUCAACUGGCUCCGCCUGCCAGACCUACUCAAGCGUUUCUUGGCCUGGAUCCUGAAGUACACAGAACCCCGAGCUAGCCAGACUUGUGAAGAGAUUCGUGGAGUGGGGACUCCCAAGAAACUGUGGGAGCAGCACGCAGCAGUGCAGGAAUAUCAGCAAAAGUUCAUAGCCAAGUGGAGGUCCCUGGACCUGGACGUGCUGCUGAUGCCAGCUAUGGACCCCGCCUUCCAUAUAUGCUAUUCUGAGAUAGGAACAGAUAUUGCCUCCUACACGGGCCUGUACAACAUCCUGAACUUCCCUGCUGGUGUUGUGCCGGUCACCACUGUGACGCCGCAGGACGAGGAGGAACUGGCCUUCUACACGGGAUACUACGGAGAUAGUACCGACAAAAAUUUCCAGAGGGCGAUACAAGGAUCUGUGGGACUUCCUGUGGCUGUGCAGUGCAUUGCUCUUCCAUGGGAAGAGGAGCUGUGUCUCCGGUUCAUGAAAGAGGUGGAGACCUUGGCCAAGAACCACAGUGGACCCAAGUGACUGGCCACUCCUUCUCCUGGAGGCCUUCUUCAUCCUCAUCCAAGUCUGCUCCUGAUGCCCCUUUUCAUGAAUACCAUAUCUGCCUCAUGUCUCCUCCUCCCUGAGGCCCACCACAUUCCUUUUCUUUGUCAUUCCUCUGUGUGGGUCCUCAAUACAUGGACUCCUCACAUUGGCCCAAGAUGGGGCACAGGGUGAAAGGGCCCAAUAAACAUU
Molecule: messenger RNA, 1971 nt
Organism: Leopardus geoffroyi (Geoffroy's cat)
Lineage: Eukaryota; Metazoa; Chordata; Mammalia; Carnivora; Felidae
Product: vitamin D3 hydroxylase-associated protein-like
Exons: 14
Coding region: 1-1758 (585 amino acids)
Biological process (GO): fatty acid catabolic process
Molecular function (GO): fatty acid amide hydrolase activity; amidase activity
Source: RefSeq, a predicted model, not a curated record